This is a messenger RNA of Tripterygium wilfordii, 840 nucleotides long. Its product is annotated as dolichol-phosphate mannose synthase subunit 3-like. Gene Ontology annotation, biological process: GPI anchor biosynthetic process. The record is from RefSeq and is a predicted model, not a curated record. NCBI's taxonomy places the organism in Eukaryota, Viridiplantae, Streptophyta, Magnoliopsida, Celastrales, Celastraceae. The transcript has 4 exons. Bases 185 to 454 code for a protein of 89 amino acids. Gene Ontology annotation, cellular component: dolichol-phosphate-mannose synthase complex; endoplasmic reticulum membrane.
GUUUGAAAAUAUAAACGACCAUAUUUGGGCGUCUUCGGGUAUCGGGUUGUUCUUUUAAAACCACCGCCGCCGGCAAACCUUUGGUAGCUGUUUCACCGCCAUCAACGUCGCCGGCGAUACAGAAAAAUCUUCUUCUUAUCGCAUUUCCCCUCAGGCAUAGGAGUACGUCCUGUUUGUGAAUGCAAUGAAGCAUGUUCUGAAAAUUUUAACAUUGUUGGUCGCCAUUUCUGCAUUUUGGAUCGGGCUCUUGGAGACAUCUGUAAUUCCCCGUAGUAAUGCCUGGCUGCUACCCAUAUAUUUUGUUGUAUCUCUAGGAUGCUAUGGUCUGCUAAUGGUGGGAAUUGGUCUGAUGCAAUUUCCAACUUGUCCUCACGAAGCGUUGCUAUUGCAGCAGGACAUUAUUGAGGCCAAGGACUUUCUGAUGCAAAAAGGGGUUGAUGUUGGUUCUAGUUGAUCAAUCUUUCAGGGUCCUCUUCUAUUGGACGUUAGCGAUGGAUGAGAUUUGGAACCUCCUGCAAGUUCGCCCUAACUGCCAGUUGUAGCCACUAGUUUGAAAGCCUUUGUACCUGCUGAAAUAUUCUAAAAGUUCUCCUUACUGGGCAAAAUUAUUACCUCUUCUCUGGUGAGUCUGAUGUAUGCUUUUAUUGAACAAUUACGAUUGUCCCACUAUCCCUACAUGUCCUCUGGAUGUAUUACUCAUUCCAUUUCCUUCCAGCAUUAUGUUGACAAUGAUGUUCCAGAGACUGUUCUUUGGAACCGUAAUGUUAAUGAUCGCUGUCGAGCUAAGAUGCUGCUUCUGUAAUUCAUAUAUUACCUCGUAGCUGUGAACUAUUCCUCCAA